Molecule: messenger RNA, 2983 nt
Organism: Anarrhichthys ocellatus (wolf-eel)
Lineage: Eukaryota; Metazoa; Chordata; Actinopteri; Perciformes; Anarhichadidae
Gene: xkrx
Product: XK related X-linked
Exons: 3
Coding region: 616-2097 (493 amino acids)
Cellular component (GO): membrane
Source: RefSeq, a predicted model, not a curated record
GUUUGUUUUGGAUGACUAAACGCAGAGCUGUUGCAUUGACAGUGCACCAGAAAACCUGAACCACCAGUAUGCCGACACGAAAUCCCCAUGAACUCAAACCAGCUGCACACCGACUCCACAUCAGGACGAAGCCUGUGUGUUUUUAAGCAGAAUUUAACUCAUUUUAAAGUACUGAUGGCCUGAGUUUGGACGACGAUCGCCGGGCGAAAGUCUUUAUUUGGAGAGUGCCGCAUGCCAACGCUGACAAAUUCCAGAUCCUGAACUCUGACGGUGCAACAGCAGCGCAGAUAUCCCUGCAGACGGUGAGGGGGUUCCUUGGGAGUCAACCGGGUGGUAACGCCACGUACGACGAUUUACGAGACAAUCAAACAAAAGCCUUUUUUCUGUGUGUGGGUGGGGGGGUGCAGUGGAGCGGUGGCACCGCCGAGCUGUUGAGUUAUGAUGUGAAACCAGCGAUGAUCAACUUGGUGGAAAGUUGGGAGAGACGGUGGACCAAGGGAAGUAUUUACAACAACAACAAAGUGAUGUUUCUAUUUGGAGCACGCUAAGGCAAGUUCAGCUCAACGUGCGUUUAGCGACGUCCAAAUAUCCUCUCUGAUCAAAUUCAAUAACAUUAUGCGCGAGGUGACCAUGGAGGAGGAAGAGAGGGAGAUCUCCGACAUUGACCCGCAGGAGGGCUCCGCGGUGGCCGAGAACGGAGUCAUGCUGGUGGUCAAUCACAGCCGGAUCCUGCCUCCCUUCAGCGUCGUGCUGGCCACCGUGCUCUACUGCGCGGAGUUCGUCACCGCCGCGGUGCUCUGCAGCAUGUACCACAAGACCGACGAUGUCAUCUGGUUGAGCUUCACCAUCGCCUUCAUGCUGCUGCCCGCCCUGCUCAUCCAGUUGGCGCUGACGUUCAUCCACAGGGACCUGGGUCGGGACCGGCCCCUGGUCCUCUUCCUGCACCUGCUGCUGCUCGGCCCUCCCAUUAGGUGUUUUGAGGCUCUGGUGGUCUAUUUCAAGGCGGGCAAAAAGGAGGAGCCUUAUGUCACCAUCUCCAGGAAGAUCAGUCUGAAGAAGGGCCAGGGGACGCCCAUGGAGUGGGAAAUCGGACAAUCGGAGCGCAAGCUGGCCACUCACAGAAACGCCUUCAAACGCACCGCGGUCAUCCAGGCUUUUCUGGGAUCCGCUCCUCAACUGACGCUCCAGCUGUACGCCACCAUCCAGGAGAAAUACUUACUCCCUGCAAGAUUGGUCCUGAUGAUCAUCACCCUGAUCUCCAUCACAUACGGGGCUCUCGUGUGCAGCACUCUGGCCAUCCAGAUCAGAUACGACAACUACAAAGUGCGGUUGCGCCCUUCUGCCUACCUGUGCAUGAUCGUGUGGAGAGGGUUGGAGAUUGCCACCCGGAUCACCGCUCUGGUCCUCUUCAGCACGGCGCUCACGCACUGGGUGAUCCUGGUCGGCAUGGUUAACCUGCUCUUCUUCUUCUUCCUCCCCUGGGUCGAGUUCUGGGUCAGGAAAGGCUCGCUGACUGACGACGUGGAGAAGAACUUCUCCAAGCUGGGCACCACGGUGGUGCUGUCCAUGUUCACGCUGCUCUACGCCUGCAUCAACAUCUUCUGCUGGUCGGCGGUGCAGUUGGACUUCACCCAUCGAGAGCUCAUCGAGAGGAAGCAGCGGUGGGACCGUCUGGCCAUGUACUACACGGGACGCUUUGUGGAGAACUUCGUCCUCAUGAUGCUCUGGUACUUCUUCAAGUCGGACUUCUACGAGUAUGUGUGCGCCCCGCUGCUGGCCGUCCAGCUGCUGAUCUGCUACAGCCUGGCCUUGCUCUUCAUGCUGCUCUUCUACCAGUUCUGCCACCCCUGCAGACGCCUCUUCAAGUACAACGUGCACGACUGCCUGCACUGCGUCUGCUGCCGUCCGGGACGGAGGGGAGCGAGCGGUCGACGGGGGAAGCUGCCGCCCUCGUACUCUACCGCCGCCACCAUGGUGCUGAUGCCGGAGGAGCCACUGGAGCUGCUGGACCCCCGAAACUCACAACCUCUCGACCUCACCAGUCAGCUCGGAGAGAGGGAGACGGCCAUUGGUGAAGACAUGAUGGAUGCAGCCUGAGAAAGGCUUUGUGGGGAAUUUCAAUUCGUAAGUUCUCUAAUGUAGAAAUGCAUCUCAGCUAGCGCUGUAGGCCGCACCACAGAACGAUACCUCGAGUACUUUUAACACAAAAACCAGAAUGAUUGUGUUUUUUGAGUCGGCAAGUUGAUGAACUGUUUAUCUUAAGUGCACAGAACUUUAUUACAUUGUUGUGGGUGUGAGAGGGAUUCAGGUUAACUCCUGAUGUCUUUUCUGAGGGUGACUACGUACACUUGGGGCACAACGAGGCCUCAGUACACCAAAGAAUGUAACAUGUGCAGCGAUGCACAAAGGCCGCCUUGAGAGAGCAGCAGUGGGUCAUGUACAGGACUGAGCCAGGUGUGCGGGAAACAUGCCAAGACUGACCGGGGCACCCCCAGUUUACUUCCUCUCAGGGAACUCGCACCAUGAAUGCCGCCUUUGCAGACGUUUGCAUCUGCACGAAACAGUUUCUUUUUUUAAACAGCAGGACAAGAGAAAGUCAGAAUGAUGCAUCUUCCUCAUACCCAACUACAUAAACCUGCUGUGAUGAAUGCCUUGUAUUGUUCGCUGCUCAGUCUGGUGGCCUUGAUAUACAAGUACAGGUUUUAGUUUUACAAGAAUACAUAAAAUCCCGUCAACCAUUGGUGAAAACUGUUGAAAGAAAGAAAAAUAAAAAAUAAAAAAGGAUUUAGAAGACUGUGUGGAACAUCGUGUGUUGUUAACCUCCCAGUUGAUGCUGCUUUAACCAGACUCGCAAUGAAUUAGCUUCUACUUUUAAAAGUGCUUUCACAGUUUGCUCCUUUUUUAUGUUUUGUGUCGUUUAUUCGUUCAGUGCCUUGACUACUAUUGUUUUACUUGAAACCUAAAUAAAAUAAUCUGAUACACA